AUGGAGGCCUCGCUGGGUGUUGCCGCUGCAAGCGGAAGCCUCUUGGGAUCAGGGUUGUCCUCAAGUCACGAGGACAUGGAGGACUUGAUCUCAAAGCUUAGGGAUGCAUUGAGGAGUCCCGGUGACUUCCAGCAGUUUGUCCAAGGGCUCGUACCACAGGGGGUUCCAUCAGACAUCUUAAAAUACAUCGAGGCUGCAGUGCGGGAUGUGCUUGGAGGCCAGGCUUACCUCAAGCUCGAAGGCUCAGCCAAGAAGCACACAAACAUCGCAGGCUCAGACCACGACUACCACAUCAGGAUGCCGGAUCCACGGUUGGAGCUUGUGACCCGCGACCAGAUGGAGCAGAUUCGUGGCAUCCUCAAUGCGAGUUCUCACUUGAUUGGGAGUUCCAAACUGGAGGCCGACAUGGGUCCCACAGCCCUCAAAGUUCGGUACCAGCAUGGCAACAUUUGCGGCUCGAUUGACAUCGUACCUUUCAAAAGUGACUAUUUCGAUGAGCGUGUGAUCGUGGAGCCGGCGGACCAGGAUUUCUUCAACAACAUCCGUCGGCAGAAUGCCGCCCGCACCUUGAAGUUUGUCGCUCACAAGUUAGAAUGGGGCCAAAAGAGCUAUGACCUGGAGCGAUAUGUCGUGGAGUGUGAUCGGCUUUUUCCCCAGACCGACCCUCACGGAUUGCAGCUCUUCAAGAAGGCGAUGCAAAAGUACGAGCACCUUUGGCCGCAUGAUUGGCCUCAGGAGUUGCUCCGGCGUGCCUUCGCUGUCCUGGCCCUUGCCAUGCUCGCCGGCGCCUCGCCGCUGCUCCGCCCUCUGAGCCCGACGCCGGCGCCAAUAUCACCGACGGAGCACUCAGCCGCCUGCUCGCCUUGCGUGCAGCUGGGUUCUCAGGGCAUCAACCUGCUGCUGAACUACCUUCUGAACGCGGGGGUCGUGACGAGCUGCUCCAAGCUUUGCAGCCACCUUCCCACCAAGGCGGAGCAGACGAUCUGCAGCAUCGGCUGUGACCUGGCCGGAAUCAAGGAGUUCGUGAACAUCCUGAACCACACCGACUUGGAUCCCAUCUACUUCUGCGAGGCGCAAACGCUCGGUGUGGGCGAGUUCCGCCUCGCAGUGCACGGGCCUGUCACUUCGCACAUCUCGGAUGGCUUUCUCUUGCCGGAGGGUCUCACAGAGGGCGCCAUCCAACUGGGAGCUGAGCUGAAGGUGAUGGAUGACACCUCCGGCGACGAGCCCGUGAUCUGGCGUCCAGGCACCUACACCUUUGACAUCCACCUCUGCCAGGGCGAGUGCGGCUCGAAGCAUCCGCACUCAAAGGACUUCGGCAUGGCCACCGGCAACUUCACUCUGAAGGAUGCACUCGUGGUGGUGUGA
Symbiodinium sp. CCMP2592 is the source of this 1368-nucleotide messenger RNA. The record is from the annotation of a GenBank genome assembly. Lineage: Eukaryota; Dinophyceae; Suessiales; Symbiodiniaceae.